This is a messenger RNA of Vicia faba (fava bean), 591 nucleotides long. The record is from the annotation of a GenBank genome assembly. Lineage: Eukaryota; Viridiplantae; Streptophyta; Magnoliopsida; Fabales; Fabaceae.
AUGGAUUCCUCCUUAAACACACUCUCAUUGAAUGAUUGCUGCACCAUCUAUAUUCACUACACUCACUUAACUAUUUCUUCUACAUCCAAUGACCCAAAUAACCUUAUUUUUAAAUUAAUAACACCCAUCUUCAACAAAUUCGAGAUUCCUCUCGAAACAUUAUACAACAAUACUCAUAUUAACAACCAAUCUUUACUCGAAACCUUUCAUGCCAUACCUAGUUCUGUAAUUGACACGGUUCUACGUGGUUUGAGAGAUUUCGCUACAAGAAUAAUCCUACAUGGAAAAUCGGAGGAGAUGCAUAUAUUGCUACGAAGGGUUAGUUCACGCAUAGGACAACAAGAUCAACUUGAUCAAAAUGAUCAACAAAUUGUGGGUUUAUCAUCAAACGUGAAUGUUGAUAUUACUUCAACUUCUAAGGAUCAAUGUUCGAUUUGUUUCGAAGAGUUUUGCGACGGAUCGCAAAUUUAUCUCUUUUAUACAAAAUGCUCUCAUGUUUUUCAUAAAGAAUGUAUUGCUGAAUGGAUCUUUAAAUGCAUGAGUCGUGCACGCAUUUAUACUUGUCCAUUGUGCAGAGGUGAGAUGAUGUGA